Messenger RNA from Asparagus officinalis (garden asparagus), 1205 nucleotides. RefSeq names its product heavy metal-associated isoprenylated plant protein 3-like. The record is from RefSeq and is a predicted model, not a curated record. Bases 73 to 978 code for a protein of 301 amino acids. NCBI's taxonomy places the organism in Eukaryota, Viridiplantae, Streptophyta, Magnoliopsida, Asparagales, Asparagaceae. Gene Ontology annotation, molecular function: metal ion binding. The transcript has 5 exons.
UUCUUCAAUAUUCAGAGAGAGGAAAAAAGAAGGGGAAAAAGAAGAGGAAUUAAAGAGAGGGAGAAGCGAGCCAUGGGUGAGAAAGAAGGGAAAGAAGAGAAGAAGAAGGAGAACAAGGAAGAGAAACCAAAAGAAGAGAAAAAGGAGGGGAAGGGAGGAGAGAAGAAGAAGGAAGAUGGGGCCGUUACUGUCGUUUUGAAGCUCGACAUACAUUGUGAAGGAUGCGCUCUCAAGAUCAAGAAAUCUGUGAAGAAUUUUGAAGGGGUGGACGCGGUAUCUACGGACAUGGCCAACAACAAGUUAACGGUUAUCGGCAGAGUGGAUCCUUGGACGAUUCGAGAGCGGGUUGAAACCAAAACCCGAAAGAAAGUGGAGCUCAUCUCGCCGGCCAAUGCUCCCAAAAAGGACUCAGCGCCGAAGGACGCGGAGCCGAAGAAGGCCCAGCCUGAGUCCAAGGACCAGAAGAAACCCGGUGACAAAAAGGCCAAAGAGCCUGCUGUGAGCACGGUGGUGUUGAAGAUUCGGCUGCAUUGUGACGGUUGUAUCCAGAGGAUUCGCAAGACUAUUUUGAGGAUUAAAGGUGUGGAGACUGUGAACGUAGACUCACAAAAGGACUUGGUCACGGUGAAGGGCACAAUGGAUCCUAACGGCCUCCCUCCCUACCUAAAAGGCAAGCUCAAGAGAGGGGUCGAGAUCGUCCCUCAAAAGAAAGAAUCCGCUGGCGGCGGCGGAGGCGGCGGCGGUGGCGACAAGAAGGAAAAGGGCGGCGAUGGCGGCGGUGAGAAGAAAGACAAGGGAGGUGACAGCGGUGAGAAGAAAGACAAGGGAGGUGACAAUAAGGGUAAAGAUGGUGGUGGAGAAAAGAAGGGAGCAGAGGAGGAGGGGGGCGGUGACNGUGGAGCCCCCUACCGUAUGGACAUGGUGCAUGCUCCGCAGAUGUUUAGUGAUGAGAACCCAAAUGCAUGUUCUGUAAUGUGAAAGGCGUUAUAAUGUUAGAACUUAGUAUAGAGAGAAGAGAUGUAAAUAAGGCUAUAGAUGAAAAUGUAGGGGAAGGACUAAAGAAGAGAGGUCGAUCAGAAAAAAAAUGUUUUGCCGUCUUUUGGUUUAGUUCAAACUUUUUUUGCUUUUUGUUAUGUUAGUUUGACGGAGGUCGUGGUUUAUAACUAAUUGAGAGCAGUUGGCUUUUGUUGGUUUUUUCUUUUUAA